UCCAAAAGAAUUUGCAUCGUCAACAGUGGCCGUGGUUGCGUCAGGUUAUCUGCAGGUGACAUACAUGCUCGGAGAGAGGACCAUGGCUAGAUCUCCCUAUUAAUACCGGGCCCAUCGUGUUCGAUAUUGCCACUCUCCGCUCUAUCUUUCUCGCCUGUUCCUCAGCUCGGGCGCGAUCGAUCACAAGCUAAGACGAAAUGAGCAGCUCGAUGAGCAUGGUGGAGGCUAGGCUGCCGCCGGGGUUCCGGUUCCACCCGAGGGACCACGAGCUCGUGCUGGACUACCUCUGCCCCAAGCUCUCCGGCAGGCGCAGCGGCGGCGGCGUGGACAUGGUGGACGUCGACCUCAACAAGUGCGAGCCGUGGGAGCUUCCAGACGCGGCGUGCGUGGGCGGCAAGGAGUGGUACUUCUUCAGCCUGCACGACCGCAAGUACGCGACGGGGCAGCGCACCAACCGCGCCACGCGCUCCGGCUACUGGAAGGCCACCGGCAAGGACCGCGUCAUCACCGGCGCCGGCGGCACGGUCGUCGGCAUGCGCAAGACGCUCGUCUUCUACCGAGGGAGAGCCCCAAGGGGAACCAAGGAGGAGUGGGUCAUGCACGAGUUCCGCGCUGAGGAGGGCUGCCCGGCGGUUCGUCGGCGGCUCGCCGACGCCGACCACGGCUGGUUGCCGUCUCCUCUUAGGGAGGACUGGGUGCUGUGCAGGGUGUUCUACAAAAGCACGGCCGCCGCUCCAAGACCGGCCUCCGACGAGUCAUCAGGUUCGCUCAGCAGCGACCUCGGCGUGGCACCGGCGCUGCAGGCCCCUAUCAAUGCCGCUGUUGGCUACGGGCAGCAAGACUCGACCGGUCCCCUACCGGGAGCGCACCAUUGGCCCGCCGCGCCAUUGCCGCUCCAGAGCUUCAGGGACCUGCUAGGCGACAUGGUGCAAGGCAGCGGCGGUGACCCUCACGCGGACUGGAGCGUCGACGACUCCGGCUACACGCGGCAGGGUGGCAUGUCGCAGAGUUGGAACGCGUUCUGAGCCGCUGGGCUCUCCUAGGUAGCACGUGCAGUACACUCGGUCGUCCGUUCUAUACUCUAGCAGGGUGAUCAUAUCAGUUAUUAGUUUUAGUGCAGGCAUUGGUACCCACUGUAGAAAUGGAUUGUUGUAACAGCACCAAAAUUACUGUAUUGUACAUAACAUUUCUUU
This is a messenger RNA of Lolium perenne, 1193 nucleotides long. RefSeq names its product NAC domain-containing protein 21/22. The record is from RefSeq and is a predicted model, not a curated record. Gene Ontology annotation, molecular function: DNA binding. Lineage: Eukaryota; Viridiplantae; Streptophyta; Magnoliopsida; Poales; Poaceae. Gene Ontology annotation, biological process: regulation of DNA-templated transcription.